This is a messenger RNA of Drosophila innubila, 15968 nucleotides long. It is a transcript of the gene ft, whose product is annotated as cadherin-related tumor suppressor. The transcript has 7 exons. Gene Ontology annotation, biological process: homophilic cell-cell adhesion. The record is from RefSeq and is a predicted model, not a curated record. Gene Ontology annotation, cellular component: plasma membrane; cell-cell junction. NCBI's taxonomy places the organism in Eukaryota, Metazoa, Arthropoda, Insecta, Diptera, Drosophilidae. Bases 1 to 15507 code for a protein of 5168 amino acids. Gene Ontology annotation, molecular function: calcium ion binding.
AUGCACUCGCUUCUCUCGAUCCGCAAAAAAAGAUGGGGGAUCCUUUUGCAGCUGAUCGUGCUAGCCACUUGCCAUGUGUCAUGUCAAGCGUCAGACGGAAGUUCGACACUUGAAUUAGCCGCCCCUCGCGGACGCAGUUAUGCCACCACAUAUGAACAAUAUGCUGCCUUUCCGAGAAGACGCAGCUCCUCUCCAGCCGGAGAAAUGCAAUCCCGUGCCGUAGAUACUAGUGCUGAUUUUGAAGUAUUUGAAGGACAACCACGCGGCACACUGGUGGGUUUCAUUCCAACCAAGCCCAAAUUCACUUACCGAUUCAAUGAGCCACCGCGGGAAUUUACAUUGGAUCAAAUUACAGGGGAAGUUAAGACGAAUGCUGUGCUUGAUCGGGAGGGAAUGCGCAGUCACUACGAUCUUGUUGUGCUCUCCUCACAGCCAACAUAUCCAAUCGAAGUACGCAUUAAAGUGCUCGAUAUCAACGAUAAUUCACCCGAGUUUCCAGAGCCAAGCAUUGCAGUCUCAUUCUCGGAGAGCGCAGUGUCGGGAACUCGUCUGCUUCUCGAUGCGGCCACAGAUGCGGAUAUUGGCGAGAACGGUGUGACUGAUCAUUACGAAAUUGUCGAUGGCAAUGUGGAUAAUAAAUUUCGUUUGGUCACAACAACGAAUCCGAGCGGGGAUACCUCCUAUCUACAUUUGGAGACAACUGGCAAUUUGGAUCGCGAAUCACGCGGUAGCUAUCAACUAAAUAUAUCGGCAAGCGAUGGUGGAGCUCCACCUCGACUGGGUUUCCUUCAGGUUAACGUUACCAUUCUGGAUGUUAACGAUAAUCCUCCGAUUUUCGAUCACAGCGAUUACAGUGUGACUUUAAAUGAAACUGUUAUGCCUGGUUCGCCAGUUCUUCAGGUGAUGGCUUCGGAUAACGAUUUAGGUGACAAUAGCAAGCUCACCUACUACUUGGCUGAAACAGAACAUCAGUUUACGGUUAAUCCCGAGACAGGUGUGAUAUCCACAACAGAACGCCUAAAUUGCCCCCAGCAAACAAGGGAACCGAUGGGAAAAGGUCACGCCCAAAAGAGUUGCGUAUUCACAGUAUUUGCGCGUGAUCACGGCUCUCCCCGUCAAGACGGACGCACUUAUGUGACUGUCAAUCUAUUGGACACCAACGAUCAUGAUCCCAUCAUAAGAUUUCAGUACUUUCCACCCACGGGAAGCGUAGCUACCGUCGAUGAGAAUGCAAUCAACGGAACGGUUGUUGCUGCCGUAUCGGUGAUCGAUUCGGAUGAUGGUCUAAAUGGAGAGACAACCACUCGCAUUAUAUCAGGCAAUGAGCUACAUCAUUUCCGUUUGGAGAAGACGCCACUUUUCCAUAUUGUUCGAGUGAAUGGAGUACUCGAUCGGGAGGAGAUCAGCAAAUACAAUUUGACAGUUGUAGCUACGGAUAAAGGAUCGCCGGAACGUACAGCAAUAGCAUAUCUUAUCAUAGACGUCAACGAUGUAAACGAUCAUGAGCCAGUGUUCGAGAAGUCGGAGUACUCGGCUGUGCUUAGUGAGCUGGCGCCAAAGGGCAGUUUUGUUGCCUCAAUUGCAGCCACCGAUGAAGAUACCGGUGUCAAUGCCCAAGUUUACUAUGAAAUUCUAUCUGGAAACGAGCUCAAGUGGUUUAACAUUGAUACCACUACAGGGCUCAUUGUGACAGCAGGAGCAUUAGAUAGGGAAGUCCAAGGCAGUGUUGAACUCAGUAUUUCAGCACGUGAUGGCGGUCCUAAUCCCAAGUUUGCGUACACUCAACUAAAGGUCACCAUACUGGAUGAGAACGAUGAGGCACCACAGUUUAGUCAGCAGGAACUCCAAAUUACCCUAAGCGAGGAUGUUGCCCCACAGUCUCUGAUCGCGUUGUUAUCUGCCACAGACAAUGACCAGGGCACGAAUGGAUCGGUUACAUAUUCGUUGGCGCCCAGUGUGGAUAGACUGUAUCCACAACAAUUUGCGAUCGACGCCAUAACGGGCCAAUUAAUGACGCGCAAAACUCUCGAUCGUGAGACAAUGGCGAAUUAUGAAAUUUUUGUGAUCGCACGCGAUCAGGGCGCACCGUCUCCACAAUCAGCAACGGCUACUGUUCACCUCAUCGUUGCCGAUGUAAACGAUAAUAAUCCCGAGUUCUAUCCAAAGCACUACAUCUACACAUUGAAAGACACAGCCGUGGAAAAGGGGGAAAAUAGUAUGCGAACUCUGUUGAAUGUCACGGCUACUGAUCGCGACGAGGGUGAUAAUGCCUUAAUUACAUACAGCCUGAUCUCUGGUGGCGAAGACGUUUUCAGUGUCGAUCCCAAAACUGGCGCUGUCAUAUUUAUGUUGCAUGGCAAACCGAUGAAAAAAUCAUAUUACAAUCUGCGCAUCUCUGCUCGAGAUUCUGGCGAGAGACGUAGCGCUCAGGAUGCUAUUGUGGAAAUUGUAUUGGAAUCGAAAACGGAGCUACUCGACUUUAGCACUCAUAAUGGCUAUGAAUUUCAGCUUGUCGAGGAUCCAGAUCAGAAGGGAGCUAAGAUCGGUCAGGAGGUGGGUCAUGUGCAAGUAAAAAGCCAUGCAGCCGUAGAGUAUUUAAUUAUUUAUGGCGACAGAGCGGAGAACUUUGCAAUUGAUCAACGCAGUGGCCGCAUAACGACUGUACGUCCAAUUGAUCGAGAAGUGCAGGCCCAAUAUCAACUGAUUGUCGUGGCCCGGAGUACGGAUGGAUCCACUUCACGAUCGGUUUUUGCCUACGGAAAAUGCAAUGUUCACAUCACGAUUCUUGAUUUGAAUGAUAAUGCGCCUAGCUUCGUUCAAGAUCGAGAUUCAGAGACUUCAAUUCAGUUGCCAGAGAAUACAGCUGUGGGUCAGGAGAUCUAUUUAUCGCGUGCACGAGAUCGAGAUGCGGGCGUAAACAGUCGCAUUAGCUACAAUUUGACAUAUAAUCCAGAUCAACAGUUUCGCAUUAACAGUGCCACAGGUGUGCUCUACCUGCAGAAGCCGGUUAGGGUAGAGCCAGGAACUGUUUUACAUGUGGAGAUAAUGGCCACUGAUGGUGGCUCACCAUCGCUUAGCAGUAGACUUCGGCUUCCCGUGUACGUUGCCGAUGUCAAUGAUCACACUCCCGUAUUUGAUCAUACAUCCUAUGAGACUUCACUCUUGGAGACCACAAAAGUCAACACACGUUUCUUUGCCUUGGCUGCAUCUGACAAUGAUUUGGGUGCAAAUGGACGCAUUUCAUACGAGAUCAUUGAAGGCAAUUCCGAUCGUAAAUUUGGCGUAUUUCCCGAUGGCUAUUUGUUUGUUCGUUCUCCUCUAGAUCGCGAGGAACGCGAUUAUUAUGCGCUCACAGUUUCCUGCAAUGAUGCUGGAAUUCCAGCACGAUCUUCAGUGGUUCCAGUUGUCAUACAUGUCAUCGAUGAGAACGACAAUGCACCGCAGUUUACAAAUAGUACAUUUACCUUUCAUAUCGCCGAGAACGCACCACCGGAUACUUUUGUAGGCAAACUGACUGCCGUCGAUCGCGAUAUCGGUAGGAAUGCAGAAUUGAGUUUCAGUGUACUCGCACCGUCACAAGAUUUUAAAAUAGAUAAACAUAAUGGAUUCAUCAAAACCCUGCGACCCUUUGAUCGCGAAGCUUUGGUGCGAAGUGCUCGAAGUGGUGUCGAUAAUAGCGACGAUGAGGAACGCAAUAUAAAUAGCGGUGGAUCAAACUAUCUCUUGCUGGAGGCCAUGGUCUCGGAUAAUGGCAUCCCGGCACUGCAUGAUAAGGUCAAGAUCAAGGUAAUUGUCACGGAUGUUAAUGAUAAUGCGCCAGAAUUCUUGCGAGCUCCCUAUCAAGUGACAAUCUCUGAAGAAGCCCCCGAGGGUACACACAUUAUGCACGUCUUUACGCAGGAUGCGGAUGAAGGCCUCAAUGGUGAUGUAUACUAUACAUUGUCGUUGGGAAACGAAGGAAAUCAGUUUAGCUUGGAUAGCGCCACAGGGCAGCUAACCCUAUCGCGUAAAUUGGAUCGGGAAUCUCAGGAAAUUCAUCAUCUAACCGUAGUGGCACGGGAUGCGGCAAUAAAACAUCCUCUUAGCUCCUCGGCAAAUAUCACCAUCACAGUGCUGGACGACAAUGAUAAUGCGCCGGAGUUUACCCAGUCGAGCAGUGAAAUUUCCGUAUUGGAAACUUGUCUCACUGGAACUGAAUUAAUGCGUUUCCGUGCCAGCGAUGCAGAUCAGGGAGUCAAUAGUCAGGUGGUCUUCAGUAUUACGGCGGGGAAUCGAAGAGAUACAUUUCAUAUUGACAGCACCACCGGCAGUUUAUAUCUACAUAAAUCACUGGAUUACGAAGAUAUCACAAAUUACACGCUAAACAUCACUGCCUCAGACUGUGGUACUCCUCCACUUUCCACCACAGUACUAUAUAACGUUAUAGUUGUGGAUGACAAUGACAAUCCACCGAUAUUUCCAAGCACGGCAAUCGUGCGACAGAUCAAAGAAGGUAUACCACUAAAAACGCCAAUUGUCACGGUAAUUGCCGAUGAUCCGGACUCGGGUCUGAAUGGUAAGGUAACAUACAUGAUUAGCAGGCAAGAGCCAGAGUUAACAGGUGGCAGACACUUUGGUAUCAACACACAGACGGGAGUAAUAUAUACACUGCGUGAAAUUGAUCGCGAGUCCAUAGACAAUUUCCGACUCACUGUUGUGGCUACGGAUCAGGCACAACCCUCAGAUCGUCAGUUGUCCACCGAAAAGUUGAUCACGGUCAUUGUCGAAGAUAUCAAUGACAAUGCUCCCAUCUUUGUUUCAAUGAAUGCAGCCAUUCUACCAAGAUUGACCAAUGGCAUCGGAGGUCAUGUGAUGCAAGUUUUGGCACGCGACGCAGAUUCAUCGAGUAACGGCCUGGUCACAUAUGAGAUUGUUGGCGGCCAUCAAGAACUGUUUCAACUGCAACGCAAUACGGGAAUAAUUACACUGGGACAGGCAAUUCAAGUUCAGGAUAAUCGCUAUCAGCUGACCUUAAAGGCAACGGACGAGGCAAGUGGUGAACGCAAGAGUACCGAGACGUAUAUAACGAUUAUAACGCCGGGACCAGAAGAUGGUCGGGGUGAUGAGCCGGUUUUCGAGAAACAUAACGUCUUAUUUGGUUCGGUUUUCGAAAACGAGCCGAUCGGUACGAGUAUUUUAACAGUAAACGCACAACUCGCGGGCGCUGAGAUUGAAUACUUUGUGACAAAUGUCACUGCGCCCGCAGGACUAACAGGAUUCGGAUUCGGCAACAGUGAGAUGCGUGUGCAAGUUGAUCGUCUGUUCGAUAUUGAUGCUAAACUGGGAAUCUUAUCGACGGCUGUGGAAUUGGACCGUGAAGCUGGCCCCCCAACCUACGAGGUAGACGUCUAUGCCAUCGCACUGGGCGGAAAGCCAAGAACCGCUCACACUAAGGUGAAAGUAAGUGUUCUGGAUAAAAAUGACAGCCCGCCCAAGAUUCUCGAUACACCGCUGAUGUACACUGUAAGCGAAGAUCUGGAGAUUGGGCACACUAUAGCAACAAUUCGUGCUACAGAUCCGGAUCCGGACUCCAUGGGCAGUAUGAUUUUUUUGCUAACGGACGGACAUGAUGGUAAAUUUUCUCUGGAAUCAACAACUGGCAAGCUACAAUUGCAAGAUACGUUGGAUCGUGAAACAAAGAGUAAAUACGAUAUCCGAGUGAGAGUUAGUGAUGGAGUUCAGUAUACGGAAACUAAUGUAGUCAUUCAAGUGGAAGACACCAAUGAUAAUCCGCCUGUGUUCGAAGAGACUGUUUACUCUUUUGACAUACCAGAAAACGCACCACGGGGUUAUCAGGUUGGCGAAAUUGUGGCCAAAGAUGCAGAUUUGGCUCAGAAUGCCCAAGUGUCCUAUUCCGUUGUUUCCGAUUGGGGCAACGAUGUGUUUAGCUUAAAUCCACAGACUGGAACGCUUACUUUAACAGCGAAAUUGGAUUACGAAGAAAUUCAGCAUUAUAUAUUAAUUGUGCAAGCCCAAGAUAAUGGACAGCCUAGCCUCUCAAAUACCAUCACUGUGUAUUGUAACGUGCUUGAUUUAAACGAUAAUACACCAUUGUUUGAUCCCAUGAGCUAUUCAAGUGAAAUAUUUGAGAAUGUGCCCUUGGGAAUGGAGGUGGUAACUGUAUCCGCCAAAGACAUCGAUUCGGGCAAUAAUGGGCUAAUUGAGUUCAGUAUAACUGGCGGAGAUGCGGACAACGAGUUUGAGAUCAACAGCAAUGGAACUAUAUCCACUCGUCGUCAACUUGAUCGGGAGCAUCGUAGUUUCUAUACUUUAACAGUUACUGCUCGCGAUUGCGCCGAUGAAUUUGCCGCUUUUAAUGAACUUAAGGAGACCCAGCUGAAACUGAAAUAUCGCUCACCUCGACGAUUUUAUAGAACACAUAAGGAAAAUGAGCUUUUGUCUCAUCAAAAACAAGAGCGAUUGUCAUCGACAGUACAGGUAACCAUACUUAUCAAAGAUGUCAAUGACGAAGUGCCCGUGUUUAUUUCCCCAAACGAGACAUCGGUAAUGGAGAAUGUGGCCAUCAACACGGUUGUAUUUACAGUGAAAGCCGUCGACAACGAUGAGGGACGCAAUGGUUACAUUGAAUACUCCAUUGAUGUAGAUAAUGGAGCCCAAUCUCCGCAAUUUACCUUAAAUCCGACAGAUGGCGUAUUGCGUGUUGCCGAUGCAUUAGAUCGAGAACUUCAAAAUAGCUAUGUUUUGAAUAUAACAGCACGGGAUCGUGGAGAUCCUCCACUUGCCACACAGUCGCAGCUAACGAUCAGCAUACUCGAUGAGAAUGAUAAUAUUCCAGUAUUUGAUCCAAAGCAGUAUUCAGCAUCCGUUGCCGAGAAUGCCAGCAUAGGUGCAAUGGUUCUUCAAGUGUCUGCCACAGAUAUGGACGAGGGUGACAAUGGUCGUGUGAGAUAUUCGAUAUAUGAUGGCGAUCAGAAUCGGGAUUUUAGUAUUAGCGAAGAUACUGGUGUGGUAAGAGUGGCCAAGAAUUUGAAUUACGAGCGUAAGGCGAAAUAUGUUUUGACAGUGCGUGCCGAGGAUUGUGGUGCCCAGGAAAGUGCAAGUGAUACUGCUGAGCUGAUCAUAAAUAUAAUCGACAUAAAUGAUAAUCGGCCCACGUUCCUAGACUCUCCGUAUAUAGCCCGUGUUAUGGAAAACACAUUACCACCCAACGAUGGAUAUCUACUGACUGUGAAAGCUUAUGAUGCUGAUACACCGCCUCUAAACUCACAAGUUCGAUACUUUCUCAAGGAAGGCAACGUGGAUCUGUUUCGAAUAAAUGCCUCAACGGGAGAAAUUGUCUUACUUAGGACUCUAGAUAGGGAGCUGCAAAAUGAAUACAUAUUAACCCUAGUGGCCAUGGACACGGGAUCUCCACCGCUGUCUAAUACUGGGAUUGUACGAGUUGAGGUUCAGGACAUUAACGACAACGAUCCCGUUUUCGAACUGCAAUAUUACCAAGCCACCAUACAAGAAAAUCUUCCCAUCGGAUCAUUGGUCCUGCUGGCCAAUGCAACUGACAAGGAUACUGGUCCAAAUGCCAAGAUACGUUUUAAUUUACUGGGUGAACACAUGUCGCACUUUCACAUUGACACGGACACGGGUGAAAUUGUUACGGCUGUUGUAUUGGAUCGCGAAAGCAUAUGUGUUUAUCACCUAACUUUAAUGGCCCAGGACAGCUCCAUAACCGAACCACGAGCGACUUCAGUGAAUCUCACCAUAAUUGUGGGAGACACAAAUGAUAAUAUGCCCAAGUUUGAGGCUGCCACCUUUAACGUUGUUGUGCCAGACAAGAUACAUAUUGGAGAGUUUGUUUUCGGCGAUAGAGCUACAGAUGCGGAUGAGGGAUUGAAUGCCAUGCUUACUUAUAAUAUCAGUGGCAAGGAUCAAAAGUAUUUCGAGAUUCAUCCCACUACAGGAGUUAUACGAACAAAGCUGGAACUGACGCAGAAAAAUAAACCCCAAGCGGACGUCAUCUACAACAUAAACAUCCAAGCAACAGAUCAAGGACAAAUACCACACAGUUCGAUAGCUGAGCUCACGGUCCAGCUUCGUCCUGCUGAACUCUUUCCUGUAUUCUCCUAUAUGCCCAUCACACAAUUCACUCUACCUGAAGAUGUACAACCGGGAAAACGUAUUGCCAAAUUGGCAGCUACAUCUCCAAAGAAGGGUUCUGUAGCCAAUAUUCGAUAUAAAAUAGCCGGUGGAAAUAUGGCUCAAGCUGCUUCAGUUGAUCCUAACAGUGGUGUAUUGAGUGUGGGACAAGAGGGAUUAGACUACGAGUUGGCCCAUCAGUAUGAAUUGUGGGUAGAAGCUGCCGACUCCGAUAGACCAAGUCUUCGAACCGUGACUCUGCUGAAAAUUAAUGUCACCGAUGCCAAUGAUAACCCGCCAGUUAUGGAGAAAAUGAUCUACAAUGCUGAAAUUCUGGAAGAGGAAACACCGCCACAACUAAUUGUGACCAUUAAGGCGAACGAUAAAGAUUCUGGAGAGAACGGAGAGGUCAGCUAUAGUUUGAAGAAUGACUACGAAGGUACUUUUGAAAUUGUCUCCUCUGGUGAAAUAUACACAACCAUGCGGUUGGAUCGAGAGGAGAUCAGUGAUUAUGCACUUGUCGUGGAGGCCGUCGAUCAGGGUGUACCUCAAUUGACGGGUACGGCAAGUGUGCUAUUGCAUCUGCUGGACAAGAAUGAUAAUCCGCCCAAGUUUACGCGUCUAUAUUCGCUAAAUGUUACUGAAAACACCGAGAUCGGCAGUUGGGUUAUCAGCGUGACCUCUUCAGAUUUGGAUUUGGGUGAAAAUGCACAUGCCACCUAUACAUUUAGUUCGAAUCCGGGUGAAAAGUUUAAAAUUGAUCCGGCAAGUGGUAACAUAACGGUGGCAGGACAAAUCGAUCGGGAGCAGCAGGAUGAGUACAUUCUGAAAGUGGUUGCCUCGGAUGGAGCUUGGCGUGCCGAGACUCCUAUUACGAUCAGCAUUCAGGAUCAAAACGAUAAUGCACCCGAGUUUGAGCACAGUUUCUACAGCUUCAAUUUUCCGGAAUUGCAGAAUGCGGGCUCCUUUGUGGGCCAAAUCAUAGCCACGGAUCGGGAUAAGCAGGGACCCAACUCGGUGAUCUCCUACUCGCUGCAAUCGCCAUCACCGAUCUUCAGUGUCGAUCCCGCUACGGGUGAGAUUUUCAGUAAAUCUCAAAUUCAGUACAAGCACUCGCAGUACGUAAGCUCGCCGGAGAAUAUGUUUGCACUUAACGUUCUGGCCACUGACAAUGGAAAGCCACCACUGUACUCCGAGUGCUUGGUCAACAUCAACAUUGUGGACGCUAACAAUAAUCCACCAAAAUUCGAACAGGUGGAAUAUCUAUCGCCAUUACCAGAGCAUGCCGGUCCAGGUCAACGUGUUGUCAAGGUUCACGCAACCGAUGAUAAUGAUGUGGGAGUCAAUGCAGAGAUUGAUUAUGCACUCAUCAAUUCCAAUUCCAACUCCAACUCCAACUCCAAUAUGAGCGCAUACUUUUCCAUCAACAAGCACGACGGUUGGAUAACCUUAAUUAAACGCAUUGCUGUCCCGGCCAACUCAAGUUUUGAGCUAAAUGUCAGAGCUACCGAUCGCGGUGUUCCACCACAGUCGGAUCAAACUCGAGUCGUUGUGUUUGUGACGGAUGAGAAUUGCCAUGCUCCCAUAUUUAGACCACUUAGUUAUCAAGUGAUUGUGCCGGAGAACGAGCCAAUUGGAUCAACAAUCAUUACAGUUAGGGCCACGGAUGAAGACAGUGGUCCCAACGGAAUGUUGCGUUACGCCAUUGCGGGUGGAAACGAACGUGGGGAUUUCAGUGUAAAUGAACGAACCGGAGCCAUAACCAUAAUGCAACCAUUGGACUACGAUUUGUUGCAGGGUUACCACUUGAACAUAACCGUGGAGGAUCUAGGCUACAAGCCGCUGUCCGCAGUUGCCACGCUCACGAUUAUCCUAACCGAUGUCAAUGACAAUCCACCGCUGUUCAAUCAAUCGGACUACCAUGGCUACAUUGCGGAAAAUCAACCAGUGGGUGCUUUUGUGUUUCUGGCCCACGCCACCGACAAGGAUUCACCGAAGAACGCCAUCAUCCAUUACUCAUUAUUGGCCAGUGACGCAGAUCAUCACUUCUUCAGUAUCGAUACCAAAAGUGGAACUAUUUUGUCCGCCGCCAGUUUCGACUAUGAGGAGAGACGUACCUAUACUCUGCACAUCAAAGCAAGAAAUCCCGACUCUAUAAUGGAGAGCUAUGCAAUUCUCCAUGUGCAUAUCUUGGGUGUCAAUGAAUUUUAUCCACAUUUCUUGCAACCAGUUUUCCAUUUUGAUGUAUCGGAAACUUCGGUUGUGGGCACUGCCGUGGGAUCGGUGCAGGCCACCGAUAAAGAUAGCGGUGAAGAUGGACGUAUCUAUUAUUUGCUGGUGGGUUCAAGUAACGACAAAGGUUUUGGCAUCAAUCCCCAUACGGGUCAACUGCAUGUGACCCGUAAUUUGGAUCGCGAGACGCAAAAUCGCGUUGCACUAAGUGUGAUGGCAAAGAACUACGGCAGCAUUCGAGGCAAUGAUACGGAUGAGGCGCAAGUCAUUAUCUCCAUUCAGGAUGGCAACGAUCCGCCGGAGUUUGUCAGGCGUUACUAUACUUCUACAAUAUUGGAGUCGGCGCCAGUUGGCAGCAUGGUGACAACGGUCAAGGCCAUUGACAAGGACGUUCGUACACAGAACAAUCAAUUUAGCUACUCCAUAAUAAAUGGGAAUAUUAAGCAAAGUUUCAAGAUCGAUGAGGAAACUGGAGAGAUUAGCACCGCUGCCCUGUUGGAUCGGGAGGAUAUUGCUCGCUUUAACUUGGUAAUCGGUGCAAUUGAUACAGGGCUACCACCGCAGACGGGCACAGCUACAGUGCGCAUUGACUUGGAUGACAUCAACGACAAUGGGCCGACAUUUACCGCUGAAGGCCUACUGGGUUACGUAUCGGAAAAUGAGCCGCCAGGAACAACGAUCAUGACACUAGCAGCAAGUGAUCCAGACCUGCCACAGAACGGAGGUCCCUUCACCUAUCAAAUCGUUGGAGGCAAGCACAAAUCUUGGUUGACUGUCGACAAGUAUACUGGAUUGGUAAAGUCCACGGCCAGCUACGACCGAGAAGUGACGCCCAUUCUGGAAGUAAUUAUUGAAGCGGAGGACAGUGGUAGUCCCAAGCAACAGACACAACAUAAGUUAGUUAUCAAGGUGCUGGAUCAGAAUGAUAAUCCCUCCACAUCACGCACGGUUCAUGUUGCUGUCAGUAUCUUCAAUAAUGAUGUGCCAUCGAAUAUUAAACUGGCCGAUGUGCAUCCCAACGAUGUCGACAUUGUUGGCGAUUAUCGCUGUCGUUUGCAGGGCAACGGGCAAUUGAUCAUUAAGAGUGGAUGCGACCUGUACACAACAUCGGUAACUAGUCCCAUUUCAUAUGCCUAUAAUGUAAUGGGAAACGAUGGAAAACACGGCGAUGUCAGCUCAAAUGUGACUGUGGGCUUUCACAUCUACAGCAAUAUGACGAUUGUCAACACGGUGCCAAUUUUGAUACGGAAUAUGUCAGCUGCUCAAUUCCUAACACAUCAUUAUCAUUCGACGUUGGAGCUUCUAAAGUCACGCUUUGCAUCCAACGAAGAGUUGCACAUUUACAGUCUCAUCGAUGUGAACACAAAUCUAACAAGCAACACAGAUGUCGAAGUCCUCCUAGUCGUGCGUACAUCUCAGCUUGGCUAUCGACAGCCAGCCCAUGUUGUUGAGCGUCUAAGGGAGAAACGUUCCGCUUUAUCGGAGCUGCUGCACUCGGAGGUGGUGAUCGGAUACGAGCCAUGCAGUAGACCUGAAGUGUGUGCCAAUGGAGGUGUGUGUAGUGCUACGAUUCGACUGUUGGAUACGAAUAACUUUAGUAUUGUGGAUAGUCCUGCAUUGAUCCUCAGUGGUCCUCGUAUCAUUCACGACUACACUUGCCAGUGUGCCAAGGGAUAUGCGGGUGAGCAGUGUGCUAGACGACAAGAUCCCUGUGUGCCCAGUCCGUGUCAGGGUCAGGCUCAGUGUCGACGCCUGGGCAACGACUUUCAAUGCGAUUGUCCUUCGAAUCGUGAGGGCAAACAGUGUCAGAGGGAACGCAGCGAUGUCUGCUGGGGAAACCCUUGCCGAAAUGGUGGCAGUUGCCAACGCAGUCCAGAUGCUGCCUCGUAUUACUGCCUUUGUCGACCUGGAUACCGUGGCAGUCAGUGCGAAAGUAUUCCCGACUCGUGUCGUCCAAAUCCCUGCUUACAUGGUGGCUUGUGCGUCAGCUUAAAACCGAGCUAUAAGUGCAGCUGUCCUUCUGGUCGCUAUGGACGUCAUUGCGAGCGUUUCAGUUACGGCUUUGAUCCGCUCUCCUUCAUGAGCUUUCCCUCUUUGGAUCCCACCACUAACGACAUUUCCAUUGUAUUUGCCACAACUAAAUCGACGGCACUUUUGGUCUACAACUACGGCUUACAGACUGGCGGACGUUCAGAUUUUCUGGCCAUAGAACUAGUGCAGGGACAGGCGUACUUUUCAUCGGGUGGCUCGCGUACUGCCAUAAGUACAGCUGUGGCCGGUCUUAACUUGGCCGACGGCAGCUGGCACAAAGUUACCGCCACUCGCAAUGGUCGCGUCAUGUCGCUAAGUGUCGCCAAAUGCACGGAAUCUGGAGACGUCUGUGCGGAAUGCACUCCCGGGGAUUCCAGUUGCUAUGCUGACGUUGUCGGUCCUGUUGGGACUCUCAACUUUAAUAAGCAGCCGCUUCUGAUUGGAGGUCUGUCAUCCGCCGAUCCGGUACUGGAGCGUCCUGGUCAAAUACAUAGUGAUGAUCUUGUUGGCUGCAUUCACAGCGUAUCGAUCAAUGGACGAGCCUUGAAUCUGAGUUCACCAGUGCAACAACAUGGCAUUACACCUGGCUGCAAUAAACAGGCCUGUCAACCAUCUUUGGCAGUCGAAAGAUGUGGCAACUAUGCUGGUCAGUGUAUUGAUCGCUGGUCAACAUCGCUAUGCCAAUGCGGUGGUCAUCUGCAAUCCCCUGACUGUGCCAAUUCACUGGAACCAAUUACUCUAAGUGGCGGCAGUUUUCUCGAGUUUAAAAUCUCUGAGCAAUAUCGUCGCAUGCAACUGCUGGAUAGUCUCUACAAUGGAAAGAACGCAUGGUCCACACGCUCCAAACGCCACUCGACCUCCAUACAUAAUGCAAGUGCAGUAACAACCGCCUACGACGAACCGCCAAAACUUUUAAGUGUGAUUUUCCGCACUUACAAGUCACAGGGAUUGAUUUUAUAUGCUGCCACUAAUCAUAUGUACACCUCUCUCUCUUUGCUGGGCGGAAAGCUUGUCUAUUAUUCCAAGCAUCAGCUGUCCAUCAAUAUGACAGUUCCGACGCCAGAAGCGCUGCACGAUGGCAAAUGGCAUAAUGUGAGUCUACACAGUCAGAGCCGUACCUUGCACCUGCUCAUUGACGGACGACAGGUGGGAGAUGAGUUGGAUGUUGCCGGAGUCCAUGAUUUUCUCGAUCCGUAUUUGACUACGCUGAGUGUCGGUGGUGCGCCCAAUAGUCAAUUGAAUGCCGAACCAUUUGCCGGCUGCAUAGCCAAUUUUACAAUCAACAAUGAAUUGCAGCCGCUGAACGGAUCCGGCAGCAUAUUCCAGGAAGUGAAGCAGCAUGGAAAAGUCGAGCUGGGUUGCAGUGGAGCGGAUAUCGGUGUGGAUGCGGCCCAAGUUGCCGAUCCCUUAAGUAUUGGCAUCACACUGGUUAUUGUGUUCUUUGUCAUACUGGUUGGCGCGAUAUUUGGCUCCUAUGUUAUCUAUCGUUUCCGUGGCAAGCAGGAGAAGAUUGGCAGUCUCAGCUGUGGUGUACCCGGAUUCAAGAUCAAACAUCCUCCAGCUGCUGUGCCCCAAAGUCAAGCGGCAGAUCAUGUAUUGGCACGUAGUAUCCACACAAGCGAAAGUCCUGCACCACUUGUUGUAGGUGCCACCGAUCAUAUGCGUCCACCUGGUCAUCACUUGACGGGACCGGAGCUUAUCACCAAGAAGUUUAAGGAACGAAGUGAUCUACCAAAUAGCUCGGAUCAUCCGCAGCCUCAGCAGCGUCCACAACGGCCGGACAUCAUUGAACGUGAAGUUGUUGGCAAAAGUCCACCAAUCAGGGAGGAGCAUCAUCUAUCCAUACCGCCGCUUAAUCCAUUGCAUCCACUUGACCACGGCAGUUCCGUAGACAUGGGCUCCGAGUAUCCGGAGCACUAUGACUUGGAGAAUGCUAGCUCAAUUGCUCCGUCUGACAUUGACAUUGUAUAUCAUUACAAGGGAUACCGGGAGGCGGGUGGCAUGCGCAAGUACAAGGCAACCACGCCCCCUGUUGCCGCCUAUACCCACCACAAGCAUCAGAGCUCAGCUGCUCAGCAACAGCAUCGCCAUUCACCACGGCACGCGGUCAACGCCCCCUUUGUGCCACGUGUGCCCAAUCAGGGGCAGCAACCACCAGCAUCGACCAGUACGUCUCGCACCCACCAGACUACACCACUGGCCCGCCUGUCGCCCAGCUCGGAGUUGAGUUCUCAGCAGCCGAGAAUUUUAACCCUGCAUGACAUUUCGGGGAAACCGUUACAGAGCGCACUUCUGGCUACCACCUCCAGUUCAGGUGGUGUGGGCAAGGAUGCACUUCACAGCAACAGCGAGCGAAGCCUCAACAGUCCAGUGAUGUCCCAAAUGUCGGGUCAGAGUUCAAGUGCCAGUCGACAGAAAUCUGUGGCGCCACCACAAGCGGGUCUAACCGCUGAAGAAAUUGAGCGGCUUAAUGCCAGACCGAGAACAUGUAGUCUAGUGUCUACUCUGGAUCUUUCAUCGAGCAGUGAAGCGCCAACGCCCCGAGUUUCCGGCGGUGCUCUGCAUCUAUCGCUGGGCGGAGAUGUGGAUGCCCACAGCUCAACCUCGACGGAUGAGAGUGGCAACGAUAGCUUCACUUGCUCGGAAAUUGAGUACGACAACAAUAGCUUAAGCGGCGAUGGAAAGUACUCCACCAGUAAGAGCAUGCUCGAUAGCCGAAGUCCUGUGGCACGCGCAUUAAGUGGAGAUCCCGCCAGGAAUCCAAAUGUAGUGAAAACUCCGCCCAUACCACCGCAUGCCUAUGAAGGGUUCGAGUCAUCAUUUCGUGGCUCUCUAAGCACACUUGUCGCCAGUGAUGAUGAUCUGGCAAAUCAUCUUAGUGGCAUCUAUCGAAAGGCCAGCGGUGCUGCUUCACCAUCUGCCACCACCUUGGGAUGGGAGUACUUGCUGAAUUGGGGGCCAAGUUAUGAAAAUCUAAUGGGCGUGUUCAAGGAUAUUGCAGAGCUUCCCGACACAACAAGCCCACAGCAACAACAACAACAGCAACAGGCAUCUCAGCCUGUGUCUACUCUACGUAUACCCAAUGUACAAAAAGCACCAGAGGAGUAUGUGUGAGAUUCGAAUAUACUCUCUCCUAUGUAUAUAUAUGUAUUGGAUUCCCUAGAAGAAUGUCGACAAAAACUACUAACAAUAUCAAAAAUUUGAAAACAAAACUAGGAUGCAAGUAGUUUGAAAAUAAAAGUUAGGAAACCAAACGAGGAAUAAUGUUGUUAGGGAAAUAAAAAUAGGAAAAAAAUGCUAUUGAAAAAACAAUGAUAAGCCAAUAUUGAUAAUAUUUUAUUAGAUCUGUUAAAUCUAUCUCAAUUCAAUGAGUAAAUAUUGUGUGGUACCUUGUUUCAAAAUUUAAUCUUAAUCGGUUUAUCGUCAUACAAUUUUAAUAGUCAAACCUUUCGAAUUUUAAUUCGGUCUUUUCUGGCAAUUUUCCGUCGACAGAGACUCGCACAAUGGAAGCCUUUUCCUCAAAUUAAUGAAAUAUAUUUUUUAAUUAUUUAUGUACUCUGAAUGUUUUUAUUAAU